GUGUGUUCUGCUCCCACUCCUGGGGAUGAAGCCUCCCCCACAGAGCCUGUACCUGCUGGUGGACUCUGUGGAUGAAGGAUGUAACAUUGCUGAAGGGGAACACUCGUCCACCAGCUUCUCUGGGACUGUGGCAGAGCUGUUAGCUUGUCACCAUGAGUUCUUUCCACCAUGGCUACUGCUUCUCUGUUCUGCUCGAAAACAGAGUAAGGCUGUUACUAAAAUGUUUACUGGUUUUCGAAAAAUAAGCUUAGAUGACCUUCGGAAGGCCUAUAUUGUCAAGGACGUUCAGCAGUACAUUCUUCAUCGAUUAGAUCAAGAAGAAGCUUUGCGACAGCACCUCACAAAGGAAACUGCAGAGAUGCUAAAUCAACUGCACAUCAAAAGUAGUGGAUGCUUUCUUUACUUGGAACGAGUUUUAGAUGGAGUAGUAGAAAAUUUCAUUAUGUUAAGAGAGAUUCGUGACAUCCCAGGAACUCUAAAUGGUCUAUAUCUUUGGCUCUGUCAGAGACUUUUUGUAAGAAAACAGUUUGCAAAGGUACAACCUAUUUUGAACGUGAUUCUUGCAGCCUGCCGACCUUUGACCAUAACAGAAUUGUAUCACGCAGUAUGGACCAAAAAUAUGUCAUUAACUUUGGAAGACUUCCAACGCAAGUUAGAUGUCCUUUCCAAACUUCUUGUUGAUGGAUUAGGAAAUACUAAAAUACUGUUUCACUAUAGUUUUGCAGAGUGGCUUCUGGAUGUGAAGCACUGUACUCAGAAGUAUCUUUGUAAUGCAGCAGAAGGACACAGAAUGUUGGCUAUGAGUUAUACCUGUCAAGCCAAGAAUCUGACACCAUUAGAAGCACAAGAAUUUGCCUUGCACUUAAUUAAUUCAAACUUACAAUUAGAAACAGCUGAGUUAGCUCUGUGGAUGAUAUGGAAUGGCACCCCUGUCAGAGACUCUCUGUCUACCUUGAUCCCCAAGGAACAAGAAGUGCUGCAGCUUUUGGUUAAAGCUGGUGCUCAUGUCAACAGUGAAGAUGACCGCACGUCAUGCAUAGUCCGACAAGCCUUAGAAAGAGAGGACUCCAUUCGGACUUUACUGGAUAAUGGAGCUUCAGUAAAUCACUGCGAUUCCAAUGGAAGGACAUUACUGGCUAAUGCGGCAUACAGCGGCAAUCUUGAUGUGGUGAAUUUGCUUGUCUCUAGAGGAGCAGAUUUAGAGAUAGAAGAUACUCAUGGGCAUACACCACUCACUCUAGCUGCUAGACAAGGACACACCAAGGUGGUCAACUGUUUGAUUGGGUGUGGGGCAAAUGUUAAUCAUACUGAUCAAGAUGGCUGGACAGCAUUAAGGUCCGCUGCUUGGGGUGGCCAUACUGAGGUAGUUUCUGCACUACUUUAUGCUGGCGUAAAAGUAGAUUGUGCAGAUGCUGAUAGCCGAACAGCUUUGAGAGCAGCAGCAUGGGGAGGCCAUGAGGAUAUUGUUCUAAAUUUGCUGCAACAUGGUGCUGAAGUUAACAAAGCUGAUAAUGAAGGGCGAACUGCUCUGAUAGCAGCAGCGUACAUGGGACACAGAGAGAUCGUGGAACACCUGCUGGACCAUGGGGCAGAAGUAAAUCAUGAGGACGUCGAUGGCAGAACUGCACUCUCUGUAGCUGCACUUUGUGUGCCUGCAAGUAAAGGGCAUGCGUCAGUCGUUAGCCUUUUAAUUGAUCGAGGUGCUGAAGUAGACCAUUGUGAUAAAGAUGGCAUGACUCCACUGCUUGUAGCUGCCUAUGAAGGACAUGUUGAUGUGGUUGACUUGCUUCUAGAAGGAGGAGCUGACGUAGAUCACACAGACAACAAUGGUCGAACGCCCCUGUUAGCAGCAGCUUCUAUGGGUCAUGCUUCAGUAGUCAACACACUUUUGUUUUGGGGUGCAGCUGUGGAUAGUAUUGAUAGUGAAGGCAGGACAGUCCUUAGCAUAGCUUCAGCACAGGGAAAUGUCGAGGUGGUCCGCACUCUGCUGGAUAGAGGCUUAGAUGAAAAUCAUCGAGAUGAUGCUGGGUGGACACCUCUGCACAUGGCAGCUUUUGAAGGCCACAGAUUAAUAUGUGAAGCACUUAUUGAGCAAGGUGCUAGAACAAAUGAGAUCGACAAUGAUGGCAGAAUCCCUUUCAUAUUAGCUUCACAAGAGGGUCAUUAUGAUUGUGUUCAGAUAUUAUUGGAAAAUAAAUCCAAUAUUGAUCAAAGAGGUUAUGAUGGAAGAAAUGCACUGCGAGUUGCUGCCUUAGAAGGACACAGAGACAUUGUGGAGUUGCUUUUUAGCCAUGGAACUGAUGUUAACUACAAAGAUGCUGAUGGAAGGCCCACACUUUAUAUCUUAGCCCUAGAAAACCAACUUACAAUGGCUGAAUAUUUUUUAGAAAAUGGUGCAAAUGUAGAAGCAAGUGAUACUGAAGGAAGGACGGCACUUCAUGUUUCCUGCUGGCAAGGCCACAUGGAAAUGGUGCAGGUUCUCAUGGCCUUCCACGCCGACGUCAAUGCUGCAGACAAUGAAAAGCGCUCUGCUCUGCAGUCUGCAGCCUGGCAGGGCCACGUUAAAGUGGUUCAGCUUCUGAUUGAGCAUGGUGCCAUUGUGGACCAUACCUGUAAUCAAGGUGCAACUGCACUCUGUAUCGCAGCCCAGGAAGGACACAUUGAUGUUGUGCAGGUGUUGUUAGAGCACGGUGCUGAUCCAAACCAUGCUGAUCAAUUUGGCCGCACUGCCAUGCGUGUGGCAGCCAAAAAUGGACAUUCCCAAAUAAUUAAAUUGUUAGAAAAAUAUGGUGCAUCUAGUCUGAAUGGCUGUUCCCCAUCCCCUGUUCACACAAUGGAGCAAAAACCUCUGCAGUCUGCAUCAUCAAAAAUGCAGUCACUAACAAUUAAAUCAAAUAGCUCUGGUAGUACUGGUGGAGGGGAUACGCAGCCUUCUUUACGAGGUUUGCCGAACGGCCCCGCUCAUGCUUUCAGCUCUCCCUCAGAGUCUCCAGACUCGACAGUUGAUCGGCAGAAGUCAUCAUUGUCAAAUAAUUCCCUGAAAAGCUCAAAGAAUUCGUCUCUGAGAACGACUUCAUCUACAGCAACAGCUCAAACAGUGCCAAUUGAUAGCUUUCACAGCUUGUCAUUUACAGAACAAAUUCAGCAGCAUUCGUUGCCACGCAGUAGAAGUCGACAGUCAAUUGUUUCCCCCUCUUCUACAACACAAUCCUUAGGACAAAGUCAUAAUUCACCAAGUAGUGAGUUUGAGUGGAGUCAAGUAAAGCCUAGUUUGAAGUCAACUAAAGCAAAUAAAGGGGGGAAAUCAGAAAAUUCCAACAAAUCGGGGUCCGCUGGGAAAAAAGCUAAACAAAGUAAUUCUUCACAGCCAAAGGUUUUAGAAUACGAAAUGACUCAGUUUGACAAAAGAGGACCUGUAGCCAAAUCUGGGACUAGCGUACCACCUAAACAAAUGCCGGCAGAAGCUCAGUGCAAAAUCAUGAUACCCUCAGCUCCACAGGAAGUCAGCCGAGCUCAGCAGCAGUUCCUCAUUCAUCAACAAAGUGUGGAGCAGAAGAAGAGAAACGGAAUAAUGACAAAUCCAAAUUACCACCUGCAGAGCAACCAGGUUUUUCUUGGUAGGGUUUCCGUCCCACGAACAGUACAAGAUAGAGGGCAUCAGGAAGUGUUAGAGGGGUAUCCUUCCUCAGAGACAGAAUUAAGCCUUAAGCAAGCCCUGAAGCUUCAGAUCGAAGGUUCUGAUCCUGGCUUCAAUUACAAAAAGGAAACACCACUAUAAAAGUUUCCUACUCUGAGAAACAGAAGACAUUGUGAUUGGAGUGGUUCUUCAGCUACUGGAUGAAAACAUAAAAUGCCUAUUGAUUUGCUGA
Castor canadensis (American beaver) is the source of this 3869-nucleotide messenger RNA. RefSeq names its product ankyrin repeat domain containing 50 (gene Ankrd50). NCBI's taxonomy places the organism in Eukaryota, Metazoa, Chordata, Mammalia, Rodentia, Castoridae. Gene Ontology annotation, molecular function: protein binding. The record is from RefSeq and is a predicted model, not a curated record.